GAAUGACCUAAUUAUUCAAGAACAUUUUGGAAGAGAUUUGUGAAAUUUUCAGGGUUAAUCAUGAACCCUCAUCACAAUUCCAAUCAAAAUCCAGCAGCUGCUUCAGCAGUUCAACAGGUUAACUCAGUCAUUAAUCAGCAACUGUGCAAUGGUAAUGCUGGAGGAUUAUAUCCCAAUACUAGGCCAAUUGUAGCUCCAUCUGGUUUCAUGAAUUUCCCUAAUCAGCCCUUUCCCUUGCAAAAUACUAUGGGUCAAUUCCCCAAUGGUAUUGGUGGAUUCAAUCCACAGCAGAAUUUUAAUCCCUUUCCUGUAAACCAGUUUAAUCCUUCUCAACAGCAACAGGGCCAGUUCUUUGCACACAAUUCCAUGAAUCCUAAUGCAUACAACCAAAAUGUUGGUUUACCUAAUGAGCAAGUCAUUCUGCAGAAUACAAUCCAAAAUAUCUGUCAGCUUCUCCAAUUACAAAACCGUGAUUAUACCCAAUGUCCUCCUGUUAAUUUUCCCAUGUUCCAGAACCAGAUUGCGAAUGUUAUGGGUCAUCAAAAUCCAGGCUUUCAUGCAAAUCAGCAGUUUGGGUUGUCUAAUGCUAAUGGCCCUGUCCAACAUGCCAAUCAAGGGCAACAGAGAUUUGUUUCGCCAAUGGAUGGCAAUGUUUCGAAACAGUUACCUAAUAUGGGCCAGCAAUUACAAGGGAACCCGUUUUUACCCCAUGCUCCUGGUUCAGUUCAAACACAGCAAGCACUUGCUACUGUCACAAAUUUCCAGCACCAGAUUGCUCAAGGUAUGGGUCCUCAAAAUCACAGCUAUCCUCAGAAUCAGUUGUUUGGCAUGGCUAAUUCAAAUGGUCCUGGGCAACCUGUUAAUCAAGGACAACAAAGAUUUGUUGCACCAAUGAUGGAUGUGAACGCUUCAAGACAGAUAGCCAGUACGGGUCAGCAAGGGAGCUUGCUUUUACCCCAUCCUUCUGCUUCAGUUCAAAAACAGAACCCGUGCCCCACUCUCGCGAAUUUUGAGGACAAUCAUGGAAACAUACCUGCCAACGGUAAUGCCAAAUGGACUGAGUCUCAACGCAAGAACUUCACAGGGCAUAAAAGGAAUGAUCUCUCACACAAGGGAUUCAAGUCCCAGUUUCAGCAUGCAAAACACGUGAAAGAGAAGUUUGGGACCUACAACGGCAAUACGAAUAAAGAGGGUAACAAUAAUGCUGCAGUAAAUUCUGGUCCACGAAAUUCCACCAAUCAGAUUCAUUCUGAAAAGAAGUAUUGUGUGAAGUACACCGAGCAAGAAGUUAAGCAGUGGCGUGAGGCUCGUAAGAAGCACUACCCCUCAUCUGCGAAUGUGGAGAAGAAGUGUAAGAAAGAACAGGCAUUGUCUGAUGUCACCAACCAAGGAGCCAUGUUACGUCGCCAGCAAUUGAAGGAAAUAUUGACAAAACAGGCUGAGUUGGGUUGUGAAGUUGCUGAUAUUCCGUCAUAUUAUUUAUCUGUCUCCGAGAAACAAAUCCCAAGAGGGAAAAAACACGAAAGGGAACAGUAUAAGAAGGGGAAGAAGUUCCGUAACAAAAGAGGAACACAACUUGAGGAUGAUGAUGACCGAAUCACCAAGAAAACAAGGCCAGGAGGCCAAGAUCCACAUAAGCCAAAACAGCGGGAACCAUCGCUUUUGCAAAAACUUUUGACUCGAGACAUUAAGAGAGACAAAACCCAUCUUUUGCAGGUUUUCAGGUUCAUAGCAGCCAACUCUUUCUUCACUGGGGAGCGACACGAGUCUUUGAGAUUCCCAUCUGUAAUUGUGAGAGAAACAAAUGCUGAUGUGGCUUCAGAGACGACUUCUUCUGUUUGCAACGUUUCCGAGAAGGCGGUUGAUGUCAGAUGUGAUGACGGAAAAUGUAAUGGUGAAGUGUUGCUCGAGGAACCAGAGGAAGAAGGAGAAAUCACUGAUUGAAAGGCUUUAAUUGCGAUAUAUGUAUGUUUUGGACUAUAUAUCCAUGUAGGCUUGUUUAGUUUUGAACACGCGAAGAUGCUGCUAUUUUUCGUUAAGAAAAACACCCUCGAAUUUGUUGCAGCGCUGGACGUUAUGAAGUUGUGAUUACUAGUUAGGUAUUUGCUGUUUUAACGGCUCCGAUGUUCAUAAUUUUCUUGCAAAAAAUGAGUGUU
Molecule: messenger RNA, 2156 nt
Organism: Cynara cardunculus var. scolymus (artichoke)
Lineage: Eukaryota; Viridiplantae; Streptophyta; Magnoliopsida; Asterales; Asteraceae
Exons: 9
Coding region: 61-1944 (627 amino acids)
Biological process (GO): box C/D snoRNP assembly
Cellular component (GO): nucleus
Molecular function (GO): RNA binding
Source: RefSeq, a predicted model, not a curated record